AUGUCAACCACCGCAAAGCCAUCGCCCGAUCUGCUCUCCAUGCCCAAUGAAGUUCUUGCCAACAUAUGCACUUACGCCACUGAUGGUGAUGAUCUCAGAAGUCAAUGGCGUGAAGGAAAGAGCUGGCUCAAGGCUGUCAGGCUCACUUGCAGACAACUUUAUAAUUCAGCUACGACUGAGUUCGCCGACAGGUUCCUGACAACUCUAUAUGUCAUGGGAGCUCGUGUCAGCCUGGAAACACUACUCAAGAUCUGCGAACAUCCAUUGAUUGGUCCUCGGAUUCGAAACAUCUCAUUCUACGGUUGCCGACUAAAUCGAGAUAUGCUAUCAUCCUUGAGAAGAGGAGUAGAUUCCAGCUUUCGUGGAGGAGACCUACGAGACAUCCGCGAGGCUAGAGCCAGACUGCAGGCAUUCCUGGACUUUCUGGAGGAGGAAGUGGAGCUAGAACAACGCGCGGGUAUCUGGUUCCUGCUCGUAAAAGCACUCAGAGCUAUCCGAGGAUAUGGAAAUCCAGUCAGUCUGGCUGUAUUCAAUUACCCAGACACAGAUCCACAGAUGCUUGGUUACCAAGAAGUUCUCGAGCGAGUCUCAGAGGACCACCGCGGAAGUGGAAUCGAGGACGUACUCACUCGCGACGGCAUCAGAUCUUCGUUUGACACUCUCUUCUCCGCGGCAGCCCGAAGUCAAUGCCGCGUGGAGGGACUCUCGCUAGAUGUUCGCCACUCAUGGUGCGAGACCGACUUCCCGCAGAGGAGGAUGGACAACGGUUUCUGCGCCCACAGCAGUCAAGUUUUCCUCAACUUGAAGGCCUUGGAUUUUACGGUAACUGCGGACCUCUUCAUAAACGACCUUGAUGGAUUGUUGAGAAGCUUUCUCUCCCUCAGCAAAAACUUGGAGAGUUUAUACCUCGCCUGCGAUUGCGACCUUGAGGAUAAGAGCACAUCGUUUGGCAGAGCUAUCGAGUCAUUCCAGUCGGACUGUCUGCGUCAUGCCGAUAUUGGAUGUGGAAUUUGCUCCCAAGCCGAUCUUGUGUCAUUCCUAGGCAGGCAUAAGUCUACCUUGAGAGAUCUUCGUCUUUCAUUUGUGACCCUGGAAGGCUCGUGGGAGGAGAUUAUGCUUUGGAUCUGGGAUCAAUGUUCUCUCAAGUACUUGAACAUUCUGCAGCUUUACGCAUAUGACAAGGACGGACAUGAAGUAUUGUGGGCUGAUAGAGAGGGGUUUUCCGAUGUUCUCUCUCAACUGAACAAAUUGCUAGACGACAAGCGGGGGAAGCAGACAGAACUUGAUAUAGCGAGGAAGCUGCAACGGGAUCUAGGAAGUCUGAAGAAAGAUGGUCCAGAGCAAAGCAGAGCAGGAGCGGCUGGAGGCGAUGGUUCGUUCAGAGAUAUCAAGCGCACAUCAGAGGUGCAAACUUCCUCUAGUCCUUACGCAUCACUGCCUCAAAACCCUUCUUCCACUAGUGCGGCAAGCGUUCGAUUACUUGCUGCAGAUCCUACCAACUCACCUAGUAGGAAAGCUCAACCUCUACAUCAUCUGCACGCACCGACAUCUUCCAGCAUGUCGACCGGAUCUGAACCCCACGCCGCUUUGCUUUCUCUACCGAACGAGAUCCUUACCAAUAUCUGUGCCCAUUCUGUUGACACGAAACAUUCCAUGCGCGGCAGAAAUUGGCUGCAAGCAGUCCGCCUCACUUGCAAGCAGCUCUACGCUCCAGCCACCGAGGAGCUUGCGAAGCGGUUCUUCAAAAGCCCUGCCGUCAUGGCGUCUCGAAGAAGCCUACAAAGGCUAGCUGCAUUGUGCAAGCAUGAUCUGAUCGGACCAUACAUUCGGGAGAUCAUCUUUUAUCCUUGUCGGUUGGACACGAAGUUUUUCGGAGAGAUUCAGCAUGAACUCGGAAGGGGAACAAUGACCAGAGACCUAGUGGUGGUUGCCAAGGUCAAAAAGCAUAUCCAAUGGUACUUGAGAAGACUUGAGGAUGAGAUACGUUUGAGAGAUUCGGGCGAUGCUAAGGCGUUCCUUGAGCGAGCCUUUAGCGCCCUUCGAGCAUAUCGAAAGCCCAUCAAGCUAAUUGCGACAUUAAGAAUGUCGCUCGAUGUCAUGUCUACUCACCAAGAAUGGGGAGACAGCCAACCUGGAAUGGAAGAGUUGCGAUCGUUCUUGGUGACUGCGUUUGCUCCUGGUGGUGGCUUGGAAUUCAUCUCAACAAUAUUCGAAGCUGCCGUCGCAGCUGACAACCAGAUACACACCCUGGGAACCAAGAUGGACACUCCGAGAUACUCUCUUAGGCGUAUCAGGUCAUCCGAAGAUACAUCCCUAUCCUGGCAGAGUGCUCAGGCCGUCGCCCGGUUGGAAAGGCUUCAAGUUGACCUCGGAGGCUCCUCCCCAGAGGGGACAAUUGAGAAUAUCCUAGUGGCAAUCGUUUUUAACGCCAAGGAGCUCAAAAGGGUUGUCUUCUUUUCCAGUCCUCGCCUCGUUAUGGUCAAUCUCUUUGCUGCUAACGAGCAUGAAUUCAGAAGUGUGCAGGGUAAUCCGAGGAUCAACAAGUUACUCGAAUGGGGUAUCGAGAUGAGAGGGAAUGACAAGGUGACAGCUGGCAUUGAUGAAGUUCUCAGCCAAUUGAAUAGACAAAGAACAGAUCCUGACUACAAACCGAGCUGGAGAAGUGCAAGCGAUAUGGGUCACUUGGCGUGUCCUGAGGAUUGA
Aureobasidium namibiae CBS 147.97 is the source of this 2703-nucleotide messenger RNA. RefSeq lists its product as uncharacterized. The coding region runs from base 1 to 2703 and encodes 900 amino acids. The record is from RefSeq and is a predicted model, not a curated record. The transcript has 5 exons. NCBI's taxonomy places the organism in Eukaryota, Fungi, Ascomycota, Dothideomycetes, Dothideales, Saccotheciaceae.